Messenger RNA from Scaptodrosophila lebanonensis, 645 nucleotides. RefSeq lists its product as uncharacterized. The record is from RefSeq and is a predicted model, not a curated record. The transcript has 3 exons. Bases 1 to 645 code for a protein of 214 amino acids. NCBI's taxonomy places the organism in Eukaryota, Metazoa, Arthropoda, Insecta, Diptera, Drosophilidae.
AUGUGUGCGAAAUUCGUUUGUGUAGUGCUCGUGGCCAGCUUUGUGUGCGGCGCUAUUGCACUCCCCUCGCAGGAUAACAGCGAAAAGGAUUUAGUCAAUAUGCUCAACAGACUGGAUAGUGAGGAAUCGGUGCCAUUAUUCGGUGGAUUACGCAUCGAUCGCUCAGAAACGGGUCGCAGCUUUGGUGCCAACAAGGCUGUCGAAUCUUUUGAAGAUCGUGCCGAACGCUAUCUAGAAACUCACGAAUUGAAUCUGUCGUUCUCCGGUGACGAGCAAGAUGAGAAUGCUGAGAAUGUGUACAGCGGUCGUGCCAUGGAAGAGUCGCGUAGCAAGCGCAUGAAGAAAAUGUUGCUGCCACUGCUGUUGGCUUUGAAACUGAAGAAGGCUGUCGUCGUCAAGGUGCUCUUUACAAUCAUCAAAUUCAUCUCCCUGAAGAGUUUGGCCAUCUCCUUCCUCGCGCUCAUCUUAGCUGGUGCCACCUUCUUCAAGGAUCUGCUGGCCAAGAAGAAGGAUCACAUCACCACUGCCUACAUUACUGGCAGCCCAUUGAACGCUGAGAUUGUGCACUCCGAUUGGAACCGCAACGGUCAAGCUGCCGCUUCGGAAUUGGCCUACAACCACUAUGGUCUGGCCCAACCCUUCUAA